AUGUGUGAAGCAUCCAACUUCCUUUAUGGUUUGGAGGGUGAAGUCCGUGAAAGGCGCAAGACGUUCUGCGAGCUGGUGCGCGUGUCGGCGGCGGUGGCGGGCAUCGAGUUCUCGUACGCGGCCGAGACGGCGUUCGUGUCGCCGACGCUGCUGCAGAUCGGCGUGGCGCACCGCCUGAUGACGCUGGCCUGGGCGCUCAGCCCGCUGGUCGGCUUCUUCGUGACGCCGCUGCUGGGGUCGCUGUCGGACCGCUGCCGCCUGCCCUGGGGCCGCCGCAGGCCCUUCAUCGCGCUGCUCGCCGCCGGCGUCCUGCUCGGACUGAUCCUGGUGCCCAAUGGGGCGGACAUCGGGUACGCGCUGGGCGACCCCCGGCCCGCACCGUCGCCCAGCCCCCCUGGAGCGCUGAACGCGACUCCCCCACUGGAGGUGGUCACCUCCUCAGAGUGGCAGGCGACCAACGCCAGCCUGGGGCCCGGACUCUCCACCACGGACAGCCCCGCAGCGCUGGCCAACGAGUCGUCGGUGGUGUCACGCAAGCCGCAGUCCAGCCACCCCUGGGGCGUCGUCUUCACCAUCCUGGGCACCGUCUUGCUCGACUUCGACGCCGAUGCCUGUCAGAGCCCUGCCAGGGCCUACCUGCUGGACGUCACCGUACCAGAGGACCACGCGCGGGGUCUCAGCACGUUCACCAUCAUGGCCGGCCUGGGCGGCUUCAUGGGCUAUGCCCUGGGCGGCAUCAACUGGGACGCCACCUUCAUCGGCCGCGUGCUGGGCGGACACGUGCGGGCUGUCUUCACGCUGAUCACAUUCAUCUUCGUGGCGUGCGUCACGUACACCGUGACCAGCUUCCGGGAGAUACCGCUGGACGUGCUGGAGGCAGACGAGGCUCGACAGCAGCCACCUGCGGAUCCAUCCGCGUCCUUCCCCUUGGAUUUAUCUGAUAUUACUGCAACCUCUUCCUUACUUGCCUCGUCGAAGUUCUCAACAAGUUCAGGAACUUCGUCGUCUUCUUCAGUGCUAGCUUUGCCGCCUGCAGCACUGUUUGCCACACUCGAUGCCAGGCGCUUUAACCAGCAGGGGAAGCCAGACAGCGCCGAGUACACAAAGAUAUCCACGGAGGCGUCGGUGAAUGGCUACGGUUACGGCAGCGUGUCGCCGGACUAUGCUAACCAGGUUGACGGCCCGCCAGACAGGGCGGAGUACCGGCCCAUCGCGGGCACGGACUCUCCGCUGCACGGCAACGGCUACGUCAACUUCGGCUACGACGAGAGCUACCACAAGCCGGCGCCGGAGGUGAGCCCCCCACUGGUGACAGCACACGCGACGCCCUCGCUGGGACAGUACCUGAUGUCCAUCGUGUGGAUGCCCGGCUCUCUGCGCGUGCUCUGCCUGACCAACCUCUUCUGUUGGAUGGCCCACGUCUGCUACUCCCUCUACUUCACAGACUUCGUCGGCGAGGCCGUCUUUGGCGGCGACCCUCAGGCGGAGGACGGCACGAAGGCGCGCCAGCUGUACGAGGAGGGCGUCCGCUUCGGCUGCUGGGGGAUGUCCAUGUACUCGCUGUCCUGCGCCUGCUACUCCUUCAUCAUCGAGAGGCUCAUCAACAGGUUCAGGGCGCGCAAGGUGUACGUGGGCGGGCUGCUCUUCUACAGCGCCGGCAUGGCGCUCAUGGCGCUGACCAAGGGCCGCGUCGGCGUCAUCCUCUUCUCGUGGACGGCCGGCGUCAUGUACUCGACGCUCUUCACCAUGCCCUACCUGCUGGUCGCGCACUACCACGCCUCCGGCACGUUCUCGGUGUCGGCGACGGGGGAGGCGCUGCCGGGGUCCCAUGUGCGCGGCCUGGGCACCGACGUGGCCAUCGUCAGCUCCAUGGUGUUCCUGGCGCAGUUCGCGCUCUCCAUGUGCAUGGGCGCCAUCGUGAGCGCGGCCGGCACCACCACCGCCGUGGCGGCCGUCGCCUCCUUCCUCGCGCUCUGCGGCGCCGUCUGCGCAUCGCAGGUGAUGUACCUCGACCUGUAG
Schistocerca cancellata (South American locust) is the source of this 2019-nucleotide messenger RNA. RefSeq names its product membrane-associated transporter protein-like. Gene Ontology annotation, molecular function: sucrose:proton symporter activity. Lineage: Eukaryota; Metazoa; Arthropoda; Insecta; Orthoptera; Acrididae. The transcript has 12 exons. Bases 1 to 2019 code for a protein of 672 amino acids. The record is from RefSeq and is a predicted model, not a curated record. Gene Ontology annotation, cellular component: membrane.